AUGGGCAACGAGGCCAGCCUGGAGGGCGGCGCUGGCGACGGGCCGUUGCCUCCCGGAGGCUCCGGCCCCGGCCCGGGCCCCGGCGCAGGGAAGCCGCCUUCAGCACCGGCCGGCGGCGGACAGCUCCCCGCGGCGGGAGCAGCGAGGGCUGUGGGGGUACCACCUGUCCCUGGCCCCGGCCCCGGCCCCGGCCCUGGCCCGGGCAGCGGGAGCAUUUCCCGGAGACUGGACACGAAGGAGCCCUCCGGUAGCCAGAGAGCAGCUUCCCCAACCCCGAACCAGGCUUCUGCUACUGCUCCUGGCCGUGAGAGCCCCCGGGAGAUGAGGGCACAGGGCCCAUCAGGCCAGGAGGCUGAUGGUCCCCGCAGGACGCUGCAGGUAGACAGCAGGACACAGAGAUCAGGGAGGUCCCCCUCGGUGUCACCGGACAGAAGUAGCACUCCCACAUCACCCUACUCUGUCCCUCAGAUCGCCCCCCUUCCCAGCAGUACCCUGUGUCCCAUAUGCAAGACCUCGGACCUCACAUCGACUCCCAGCCAGCCAAACUUCAACACCUGCACCCAGUGUCACAACAAAGUCUGCAACCAGUGUGGGUUCAACCCCAACCCUCAUCUCACCCAGGUGAAGGAGUGGCUCUGUCUGAACUGUCAGAUGCAGAGGGCUCUGGGAAUGGACAUGACCACUGCGCCUCGCUCCAAGAGCCAGCAGCAGCUGCACUCCCCAGCCCUGUCUCCUGCCCACUCCCCAGCCAAACAGCCUCUGGGGAAGCCAGAGCAAGACAGAUCUCAGGGUCCAGUGGGACCACAGCCUGGCCCCCGCCAGGCUGAGACAGCCAGGGCCACCUCAGUGCCAGGGCCUGCCCAAGCAGCUGCCCCUCCGGAGGUGGGGAGGGUGUCUCCUCAGCCCCCUCUCCCCUCCAAGCCUUCCACAGCUGAGCCCAGGCCACCUGCAGGAGAGGCCCUGGCCAAAAGUGCCACUGCAGUGCCCUCUGGGGUUGGUGCUGCCGAGCAGACCCAGGAGGGCCUCACUGGUAAGCUCUUCGGCCUCGGCGCAUCACUGCUGACACAGGCGAGCACGCUCAUGUCUGUGCAGCCCGAGGCUGAACCUCAAGGCCAGCCUGCCCCCAGCAAGGGGCCACCCAAGAUCGUCUUCAGUGAUGCCAGCAAAGAGGCUGGCCCAAGACCCCCAGGCUCAGGGCCCAGGCCUGGGCCAGCACCUGGAGCCAAAACUGAGCCUGGGGCUAGAACAGGUCUUGGAUCAGGGCCUGGAGCCCUGCCGAAAACUGGGGGGACAAUCAGUCCUAAACAUGGCAGAGCAGAACAUCAGGCAGCAUCCAAGGCUACUGCCAAGCCAAAGACCAUGCCGAAGGAAAGGGCUACCUGCCCACUGUGCCAAGCUGAGCUCAACGUGGGCAGCAAGGGCCCAGCCAACUAUAACACCUGCACCACCUGCAAGCUCCAGGUGUGCAACCUGUGUGGCUUCAACCCAACACCCCACCUGGUGGAGAAAACAGAGUGGCUCUGUCUGAACUGCCAAACUAAGCGGCUGCUGGAGGGCGGUCUGGGAGAGCCGACCCCCAUGCCUCUGCCCACCUCACAGCAGUCCCCUGCAGGGGCCCCUCACCGUGCAGCUGGAACAGCCCCUCUGAAGCAGAAAGACCCACAGGGGAUGGGCCAGCCAUCAGGCCCCUUACCUGCCAAGGCCAGCCCCCUACCCACCAAGGCCAGCCCUCUGCCUACCAAGGGCAGCCCCCAGGCCAAGCCCCUCAAGGCCUCUGAACCCAGCAAGACCCCAAGCAGUGCCCAGGAAAAGAAGACAGGAGUCCCUGCUAAAGCUGAGCCCAUGCCGAAGCCACCUCCAGAGGCUACCCCACCCCCUGGGACUCCUAAAGUAAAGAGUGGGGGGAAGAAGUCUGAACCUGCCACCCCUGUUGUCAAGGCUGUUCCAGAAGCUCCCAAGGGUGGGGAGUCAGAGGAAUUAGUGGGCAAGCCUUACUCUCAGGACGUGUCUCGGAGCCCACAGAGCCUCAGCGACACAGGCUAUUCCUCCGACGGCGUCUCCAGCUCCCAGAGUGAGAUCACAGGAGUUGUGCAGCAUGAGGUGGAACAGCUGGACAGUGCAGGGGUGACGGGGCCACACCCUCCCAGCCCCUCAGAGAUCCACAAGGUGGGGAGUAGCAUGCAGCCUUUGCUGGAGGCGCCAAUCCUGGCCCCCAGUGGUGAGCGGAGCAAGCCACCGUGCAGCAGCACUGGUGAGGAGCAGACGCGGCGGCCGCACUCCUUGUCCGUCACACCUGAGGCCUUUGACUCUGAGGAGGAGCUGGAGGAUAUCCUGGAGGAAGAGGAAGACUCUCUCAAUUGGGGGCGCCGGAAGGAGCAGCGGGACACAGCCGAGUCCUCAGAUGACUUUGGCAGCCAGCUGAGGCAUGACUAUGUGGAAGACAGCAGUGAGGGCGGCCUGUCCCCUCUUCCACCCCAGCCCCCAGCCCGGGCAGCAGAACUGACUGAUGAGGAGUUCAUGCGACGGCAGAUCCUAGAGAUGAGUGCUGAGGAAGACAACCUGGAGGAGGAUGACACUGCCACCUCCGGGCGUGGCCUGGCCAAACAUGGCACCCAGAAGGGUGGCCCUAGGCCCAGGCCUGAGCCUAGCCAAGAACCAGGAGCACUGCCCAAGAGGCGCCUGCCCCACAAUGCCACCACAGGCUACGAGGAGCUGCUCUCUGAGGAAGGUCCAGCAGAGGCCACUGGUGGCAGUGGGGCCCUGCAGGGAGGGCUCCGCCGCUUCAAGACCAUUGAGCUCAACAGCACGGGCAGCUAUGGCCAUGAGCUAGACCUGGGCCAAGGCCCUGACCCCAGCCUGGACCGGGAGCCCGAGCUGGAGAUGGAGAGCCUGACAGGCUCCCCUGAGGACCGCUCCCGUGGUGAGCACUCCUCUACACUGCCUGCCUCCACACCCAGCUACACGUCAGGCACCUCUCCCACCUCCCUGUCCUCCCUAGAGGAGGACAGUGACAGCAGCCCCAGCCGCCGGCAGCGGCUAGAAGAAGCGAAGCAGCAGCGCAAGGCCCGGCACCGCUCUCACGGGCCCCUGCUGCCCACCAUCGAGGACUCCUCAGAGGAGGAGGAGCUGCGGGAGGAAGAGGAGCUGCUGCGUGAGCAGGAGAAGAUGCGGGAGGUGGAGCAGCAGCGCAUCCGUAGCACCGCCCGCAAGACCCGGCGAGACAAGGAAGAACUGCGGGCUCAGAGGCGGCGCGAGCGCUCCAAAACGCCACCCAGUAACUUGUCGCCCAUUGAGGACGCCUCCCCUACGGAGGAGCUGAGGCAGGCAGCUGAGAUGGAGGAGCUACACCGCUCCUCCUGCUCUGAGUACUCGCCCACGCCCUCCCUUGACUCUGAGGCUGAGGCCCUGGAUAGUGGCCCUAGCCGGCUCUACAAGUCGGGCAGUGAGUACAACCUGCCCACCUUCAUGUCCCUCUAUUCACCGACUGAGACGCCUUCGGGCAGCUCCACCACUCCCAGUUCUGUUCGGCCCCUCAAGAGCGCCGAGGAGGCCUAUGAGGAGAUGAUGAGAAAAGCCGAGCUGCUCCAGCGGCAACAGGGCCAGGUCGCAGGGGCCCGGGGGCCCCCUGGUGGCCCCUCUCAGCCCACAGGCCCCCAGGGCCAGGGCUCCUUUGAAUACCAAGGUGCCCCAGACGCUGACUAUGGCCGGACUGCUCAGCCUGCGUCAGAGGGCACACCGGCCAGCCUGGAAGCAGCUGUGUACGAGGAGAUUCUUCAGACAUCACAGAGCAUAGUUCGCAUGCGGCAGGCCUCCUCACGGGACCUGGCUUUUGCUGAGGAAAAGAAGAAGGAGAAGCAGUUUCUGAAUGCUGAGAGUGCAUACAUGGACCCAAUGAAGCAAAAUGGUGGCCCACUCACCCCUGGUACCAGUCCCACCCAGCUUGCUGCCCCUGUGUCCUUCUCCACCUGCACCUCCUCAGACAGCAGUGGGGGCCGAGUUAUUCCUGAUGUCCGCGUCACUCAGCAUUUUGCAAAGGAUCCUCAGGAACCCCUCAAGCUGCACAGCUCUCCUGUCUCCCCCAGCCCGGCCUCCAAGGAGGUAGGCACAUCCUUCUCCCAUGGCCCUGGGACUCCAGCCACCACAGCUGUGGCUCCUGGUCCAGCUGGCCUGCCACGAGGGUAUAUGACUCCGACCUCCCCGGCAGGCUCUGAGCGGAGUCCUUCACCAUCUUCCACAGGCCACAGCUAUGGACAGACCCCAACCACUGCAAACUACGGGUCCCAAACUGAGGAGCUACCCAAGGCCCCCUGUGGCCCUGCUGCAGGUGGACGGGCUGCCAGAGAGAAGCCUCUGAGUGGGAGUGACAGCGAGGGUGCCACUCCCCAGCCUUCUCGGGCAUAUUCCUACUUUGCAGGCUCUAGCCCACCUCUCUCCCCAUCCUCCCCCUCAGAGAGUCCCACAUUCUCCCUUGGCAAGCUGGGCCCAAGGGCCACAGCAGAGUUCUCUACACAGACACCAAGCCCAACCCCUGCCUCAGACAUGCCACGAAGUCCUGGCGCCUCCACCCCAACACCCAUGGUAGCCCAGGGCACACAAACACCACACCGACCCAGCACGCCUCGCCUGGUGUGGCAGCAGUCCUCGCAGGAGCCUCCCUUUAUGGUCAUCACGCUAGCAUCAGAUGCCUCUAGCCAGACCAGGAUGGUACAUGCCAGUGCCUCCACCUCCCCGCUGUGCUCACCUACCGACACCCAGCCCACCACCCAUAGUUAUAGCCAGACCACACCUCCAAGUGUCUCUCAGCUGCCCCCAGAGCCACCUGGGCCAUCUGGCUUCCCACGAGUGCCCAGUGCAGGUGCAGAUGGGGCCCUGGCACUAUAUGGCUGGGGCGCCCUCCCUGCUGAGAACAUCUCCCUGUGCCGGAUCUCCUCUGUCCCUGGAACGUCUAGGGUUGAGCCAGGCCCCAGGCCCCCUGGCAGUGCAGUCGUAGACCUCCGCACAGCUGGUAAGCCCACGCCCAUCAUCCUCACUGACCAGGGCAUGGACUUGACCUCUCUUGCCGUGGAAGCGAGGAAGUAUGGACUGGCCUUGGAUCCAAUCCCAGGACGGCAGUCGACUGCUGUGCAGCCCUUGGUUAUCAACCUCAACGCCCAGGAGCAGACCCAUGCCUUCCUUAGCACCGCCACCACCGUGAGCAUCACCAUGGCCUCGUCUGUGCUCAUGGCUCAGCAAAAGCAGCCUGUGGUCUAUGGAGACCCCUUCCAGAGCCGCCUCGACUUUGGCCAGGGUGCGGGCAGCCCUGUGUGCCUGGCCCAGGUCAAGCAGGUAGAGCAGGCUGUCCAGACAACCCCAUACCGAGGAGGGCCCCGGGGAAGACCCAGGGAGGCCAAGUUUGCCAGGUAUAACCUGCCCAACCAGGUAGUACCUCUGGCCAGAAGGGAUGUUUUGAUCACUCAGAUGGGUACCACCCAGAGUGUUGGCCUCAAGCCAGGCCCAGUGCCAGAGCCUGCUGCUGAGGCCCACCGGGCCACCCCUGCAGAGCUGCGGUCACAUGCUCUGCCAGGUGCCAGGAAGCCACACACAGUGGUGGUGCAGAUGGGAGAGGGCACAGCAGGCACUGUGACCACAUUGCUCCCAGAGGAGCCGGUGGGUGCCCUGGACCUCACUGGGAUGAGGCCUGAGAGCCAGCUGGCAUGCUGUGACAUGGUCUACAAGUUCCCCUUUGGUAGUAGCUGCACUGGCACCUUCCACCCUGCCCAUAGCAUGCCUGAGAAGAGCAUGGCAGAUGCUGCCUCUCCUGGCCAAGUCAGUGGCCCCUUCUAUGGUCCCCGGGACCCUGAGCCUCCCGAGCCCCCCACCUACCGGGCACAGGGGGUAGUGGGGCCUGGGCCCCUUGAGGAGCAGAGGCCGUACCUACAGGGCCUCCCUGGAAGGCUGUACUCUUCCAUGUCUGACACCAAUUUGGCUGAGGCUGGCCUCAACUACCACGCCCACCGGAUUGGGCAGCUCUUCCAGGGCCCUGGACGAGACUCGGCUGUGGACCUCAGCUCACUGAAGCAUUCCUACAGUCUGGGCUUUGCAGACGGACACUACCUAGGGCAAGGCUUGCAAUAUGGCUCAUUCACGGACCUGCGUCAUCCUACAGAUCUUUUGACUCACCCGCUUCCCAUGCGGCGUUAUAGUUCAGUGUCGAACAUCUAUUCAGACCACAGGUAUGGUCAGCGGGGAGAUGCAGUUGGCUUCCAGGAGGCCAGCCUGGCCCAGUACAGUGCCACCACGGCCCGUGAAAUCAGCCGUAUGUGUGCUGCCCUCAACUCCAUGGACCAGUAUGGUGGGCGGCAUGGCAGUGGCGGUAGUGGUCCUGACCUUGUUCAAUACCAGCCUCAGCACAGGCCUGGGAUCAGUGCUCCUCAGGGUCUGGCUCCCCUCAGACCUGGACUCCUUGGUAAUCCCACUUUCCCAGAGGGCCACCCGAGUCCUGGGAACUUGGCCCAGUAUGGGCCUGCAGCAGGCCAGGGAACAGCAGUCAGACAGCUGCUGCCAUCCACAGCUACUGUGCGCGCAGCUGAUGGCAUGAUCUACUCAACUAUCAACACCCCAAUUGCCGCAACAUUACCCAUCACCACCCAGCCUGCCUCAGUAUUGCGGCCCAUGGUGCGUGGUGGCAUGUACAGGCCUUAUGCGUCUGGCGGAGUCACAGCUGUGCCACUUACCAGCCUGACACGUGUGCCCAUGAUUGCCCCCCGGGUACCUCUGGGGCCCACAGGGCCUUAUCGAUAUCACACACCAAGUAGAUUCCCCGUUGCUUCCAGUGUCCCACCUGCUGAGGGGCCUGUCUACCUGGGAAAACCUGCAGCUGCCAAGGCCCCAGGGGCUGGGGGCCCAUCAAGGCCAGAGCUGCCAGCAGGGGCUGCACGGGAAGAGUCUCUUUCCACAACCACCCCUGCUGCUGUCAAGGAGGCUGCAGGAGCCCCAGCCCCCUCCCCAUUAACUGCCCAGAAGCCACCAGGAGAUGCUGCUCCUGGGGGUGGCAGUGGGGCCCUCAGCCGGCCAGGGCUUGAGAAGGAGGAAGCAUCACAGGAGGAGAGACAGCGGAAGCAGCAGGAGCAGCUGCUACAGCUGGAGCGGGAGCGGGUGGAGUUGGAGAAGCUGCGACAGCUGCGGCUGCAAGAGGAGCUAGAGCGGGAGCGUGUGGAGCUGCAGAGGCACCGUGAGGAAGAGCAGCUGCUAGUGCAGCGGGAGUUGCAGGAGCUGCAGACCAUCAAGCAUCAUGUGCUGCAGCAGCAGCAAGAGGAACGCCAGGCUCAGUUUGCACUGCAGCGGGAGCAGCUAGCACAGCAGCGUCUGCAGCUGGAGCAGAUCCAGCAGCUACAGCAGCAGCUGCAGCAGCAGCUAGAGGAGCAGAAGCAGCGGCAGAAGCCCUUCCCUGCGGCUUGUGAGGCACCCAGCCGGGGGCCUCCCCCAGCAGCCACCGAGCUGGCCCAGAACGGCCAGUACUGGCCCCCGCUGACACAUACAGCCUUCAUUGCUGUGGCCGGGCCUGAGGGGCCUGGGCAGCCUCGUGAGCCUGUGCUGCACCGGGGUCUCCCCAGCUCUGCCUCAGACAUGUCGCUGCAAACUGAGGAGCAGUGGGAGGCAGUCCGCAGUGGCAUCAAGAAGCGGCACUCCAUGCCACGCCUGCGGGAUGCCUGUGAGCCAGAGUCGGGGCCUGAGCCCUGUGUGAUCAGGAGGAUUGCAGACAGCAGUGUGCAGACAGACGAUGAGGACGGGGAGAGCCGCUACUUCCUGAGCCGGCGGCGCCGGGCACGGCGGAGUGCUGACUGCAGCGUGCAGACGGACGAUGAGGACAGCGCCGAGUGGGAGCAGCCGGUGCGUCGCCGUAGAUCCCGUCUUUCCCGCCACUCCGACUCGGGCUCUGACAGCAAGCAUGAUGCCAUUGCCUCGUCAUCCACUGCCACCGCCACUGCGAGGGCCAUGAGCAGUGUGGGCAUCCAGACCAUCAGUGACUGCUCCGUGCAGACGGAGCCUGAUCAGCUGCCAAGGGUCUCUCCAGCCAUCCACAUCACAGCUGCCACUGACCCCAAGGUGGAGAUCGUCAGGUACAUAUCAGCACCAGAGAAGACUGGGCGUGGGGAGAGCCUGGCCUGUCAGACGGAGCCAGAUGGGCAGGCCCAGGGUGUGGUCGGGCCGCAGCUUGUAGGGCCAACUGCCAUCAGCCCCUACCUGCCUGGCAUCCAGAUCGUCACCCCAGGGCCGCUGGGCAGGUUUGAAAAAAAGAAGCCGGAUCCCCUGGAGAUCGGGUACCAGGCCCACCUGCCCCCGGAGUCUCUUUCACAGCUUGUGAGCCGCCAGCCUCCCAAGUCCCCCCAGGUCCUCUACUCACCAGUCUCGCCCCUGUCCCCACACCGGCUCCUGGACACCUCCUUUGCUUCCAGUGAGAGGCUGAACAAGGCUCACGUGAGUCCCCAGAAGCACUUCACGGCUGACAGCGCUCUUCGCCAGCAGACGCUGCCUCGCCCCAUGAAGACCCUGCAGCGGUCCUUGUCUGACCCUAAGCCCCUCAGCCCCACCGCCGAGGAGUCUGCCAAAGAGAGGUUCUCCCUCUACCAGCACCAGGGGGGACUGGGUAGCCAGGUGUCGGCGCUGCCACCCAACAGCCUGGUCCGCAAGGUGAAGCGGACACUACCCAGCCCCCCUCCAGAGGAGGCUCACCUUCCCCUGGCUGGCCAGGCCCCCCAACAGCUGUAUGCAGCCAGCCUGCUGCAGCGAGGGCUGGUGGGGCCCACCGCUGUCCCUGCUACAAAGGCCAGCCUGCUUCGGGAGCUGGACCGGGACCUGCGGCUGGUGGAGCAUGAGUCCACCAAGCUGCGCAAGAAGCAGGCAGAGCUGGACGAGGAGGAGAAGGAGAUUGAUGCCAAGCUCAAGUACCUGGAGCUUGGUAUCACACAGCGCAAAGAGUCUAUGGCCAAAGACCGGGGUGGCCGUGACUACCCACCCUUGCGAGGUCUUGGUGAGCAUCGUGACUAUCUGUCGGACAGUGAGCUCAACCAGCUGCGUCUGCAGGGCUGCACCACUCCCUCUGGCCAGUAUGUGGACUUCCCUGCCACUGCCGCGGCUGCUGUCACCCCCUCCGGCCCUGCUGUCUUCCAGCAGCCCCGGUUCCCACCUCCAGCCCCACAGUACACUGCAGGCAGUGGUGGGCCAACUCAGAAUGGAUUCCCAGCCCACCAACCACCCACCUACCCUGGCCCCAGCACAUACCCAGCACCUGCCUUUCCUCCUGGCACUAGCUACCCAGCUGAGCCUGGCCUGCCAAACCAGUCGGCUUUCCAUCCCACAGGCCACUAUGCAGCCCAAACACCCAUGCCAACCACACAGAGCACCCUUUUUCCGGUCCCAGCUGACAGCCGUGCCCCCCAUCAGAAGCCACGCCAGACAUCUCUAGCUGACUUGGAGCAGAAGGUGCCCACCAACUAUGAGGUGAUCACCAGCCCCGUUGUGGCCAUGUCUUCAGCCCCCUCUGAAACCAGCUACAGUGGCCCAGCAGUGAGCAGCAGCUAUGAACAGGGAAAGGCCCCUGAGCUGCCCCGGGCCAGUGACCGUAGCAGUGUGAGCCAGAGCCCAGCCCCCACCUACCCCUCUGACUCACACUACACUAGUCUGGAGCAGAAUGUUCCUCGGAACUAUGUGAUGAUCGACGACAUCAGUGAGCUGACCAAGGACAGCACCUCUACUGUCCCUGAUAGCCAGCGGCUAGAGCCCUUGGGGCCAGGCAGCAGUGGGCGUCCAGGGAAGGAGCCCGGAGAACCAGGUGUCCUUGAGGGAUCCACACUGCCCUGCUGCUAUGGCAGAGGGGAGGAGGAAUCUGAGGAGGACUCAUAUGACCCCCGUGGGAAGGUUGGCCACCACCGGAGCAUGGAGAGCAAUGGCCGACCAGCUAGUGCCCACUACUACAGUGACAGCGACUAUAGACAUGGGGCUCGAGCAGAGAAGUACGGUCUAGGGCCCGUGGGACCCAAGCAUCCCUCCAAGAGCCUGGCCCCAGCUGCCAUCUCCUCAAAACGCAGCAAGCACCGGAAGCAGGGCAUGGAGCAAAAGAUCUCUAAGUUCUCGCCUAUUGAAGAGGCCAAGGACGUGGAAUCAGACCUGGCCUCCUACCCCCCACCUGCAGUCAGCAGCAGCCUGGCCUCUCGGGGCAGGAAGUUCCAGGAUGAAAUCACCUAUGGGCUCAAGAAGAACGUGUACGAACAGCAGAGGUACUACGGGGUAUCCACCCGGGACACGGUAGAGGAGGACGACCGCAUGUAUGGUGGGAGCAGCCGGUCCCGGGUGUCAUCUGUAUACAGCGGAGAGAAGCUGCCUAGCCAUGAUUUCAGUGGCCGAGGCAAGGGGUACGAACGGGAACGGGAAGCUGUGGAGCGACUUCAAAAAGUGGGCCCCAAGCCCUCAUCCCUGAGCAUGGCCCAUAGCCGGGCACGGCCCCCCAUGCGGAGCCAGGCCUCUGAAGAGGAGAGCCCCGUCAGCCCCUUGGGGCGGCCACGCCCUGCUGGGGGUCCCCUCCCUCCUGGGGAUACCUGCCCGCAGUUCUGCUCCAGCCACUCCAUGCCUGACGUCCAGGAGCAUGUCAAGGACGGACCUCGGGCCCACGCAUAUAAGCGUGAGGAGUACAUCCUGGAUGAUUCACACUGCGUGGUUUCCGACAGUGAAGCGUAUCACCUAGGCCAGGAGGAGACGGACUGGUUUGAUAAGCCCCGGGAUGCCCGCUCCGACCGGUUCAGGCACCACGGGGGCCAUGCAGUUUCCUCUUCCUCCCAAAAGCGAGGCCCUGCCAGGCACAGCUACCACGACUACGAUGAACCCCCUGAGGAGGGCCUGUGGCCUCAUGAUGAGGGUGGCCCAGGCCGCCAUGCCUCAGCCAAGGAACACCGGCAUCACAGUGACCACGGGCGGCACUCAAGCCGCCACACUGGCGAGGAGCCGGGACGGCGUGCUGCCAAACCACAUGUUCGGGACGUGGGUCGCCAUGAUGCCCGGCCCCACCCUCAGCCCAGCCCUGCCCCAGCCAUGCCGAAGAAGGGUCAGCCUGGGUACCCUAGCUCUGCCGAAUACUCACAGCCAUCCCGUGUUUCAUCAGCAUACCAUCAUGCCUCUGACAGCAAGAAGGGCUCCCGGCAGGUCCACUCCGGGCCCGCUGCACUGCAGCCAAAGCCAGAACCCCAGGCGCAGCCGCAGCUGCAAGGUCGGCAGGCAGCUCCAGGGCCACAGCAGCCACAGCCACCAUCAUCCAGGCAGAUGCCCUCAGGGGCAGCGUCGCGCCAGCCACAGACACAGCAGCAGCAACAGCAGCAGCAGCAGCAGCAAGGUCUUGGGCUCCAGCCUCCCCAGCAGGCCCUGUCACAGGCUCGGCUGCAGCAGCAGAGCCAGCCUACCACCCGGGGCCCAGCCCCUUCUGCCAGCCAGCAGCCGGUAGGGAAGCCUCAGCCAGGCCCCACAACAGCUGCAGGCCCUCAGCCAGCAGGACCGCCACGGGCAGAGCAGACAAACGGCUCUAAAGGGACGGCCAAAGCACCCCAACAGGGGAGGGCUCCUCAGGCACAGCCAACACCAGGACCAGGACCUGCAGGCAUGAAGACUGGAGCCAGGCCUGGAGGGCCUGCAGGGGCUCCUGCUGGCCAGCCAGGUGCUGAUGGGGAGAGUGUGUUCUCCAAGAUCCUCCCCGGUGGGGCAGCAGAGCAAGCCGGCAAGCUGACGGAAGCUGUCUCUGCUUUUGGCAAAAAAUUUUCUUCAUUCUGGUGAUCAUGCCCAGCAGG
Messenger RNA from Propithecus coquereli (Coquerel's sifaka), 11810 nucleotides. It is a transcript of the gene BSN, whose product is annotated as bassoon presynaptic cytomatrix protein. Bases 1 to 11796 code for a protein of 3931 amino acids. Gene Ontology annotation, cellular component: axon; glutamatergic synapse; cytoskeleton of presynaptic active zone. The transcript is spliced from 11 exons. The record is from RefSeq and is a predicted model, not a curated record. Gene Ontology annotation, biological process: presynaptic active zone assembly; protein localization to synapse. Gene Ontology annotation, molecular function: structural constituent of presynaptic active zone; metal ion binding. Lineage: Eukaryota; Metazoa; Chordata; Mammalia; Primates; Indriidae.